UCCCAGCAGCCACCUGGGCUCGUGGGGGUGGGGAGCGCCUGGCGGCGGCACCCACCAAGUUGCCAGCCUAGACUCUGGCAAGUGACUUGUUCCCUGUUCGCCACCCCCUCCCCCCGCUGCGAGUUAUGUGAGGGAGCUGCAGGGGGGUCCCCUCCUAUGAGCUGUGCGCCCCAGCCCUCGGGCAGGGCGGGCCCCAUAACCCGUCCCUGUGGUGCCCGGUGGGGGGCAGACCCCACCCUCGCCCGCGGUGCCCGGUUCCCACAAGCCGCACCCCGCGCGGAGGAAGGCGCUCCAGCAGGCGCCGGGAUCAAAGCUGGGCAAUAUGCGGCCCCCCUGCCCGGGCUGGUGGCACCUGGGAGUCAGGGUGGCCGGGGUCCGGCGGGGGCUGUUGAGCAGCGGCGGCCCCUGGCGAGGGACGAGUGCCGGCAGCUGGUCACGCUCUGCCCUGUUCGUGACGAGCCCGGCGGGCCCCGAGGAGGGCAGGAAGAGGGGCAAUAAGCCCCUCAAGGAGUGGACGCUGAUUGUCAGCCCGUUCGGCCAGCUGAAAGUGCGGCUGCCCUGCCACGUUACCGUGCGCCCCCUGGACCCGCUCCGCUACCCGGACGCGGACAGAGCGCUGGUCACUGUCAGCGGGGUGGACAGCAGCCUCCCCCAGGGUGUGGAUCUGGAUCGCCUACAGGUGAAGUACGACGAGGCGCUGAAGGAGAUGAUGAUUGUCUCGGACCACAUGGACAGCAAGGCCGCUGUUGUUGUGAAGACACCCAUGAAGUUUGAUUUGGAUAUCAAGACAUCAGGGACUGGCUGUGUGAAGAUUCAGAAAAUAGACUGUGAUAGCUGCAGAAUAGAAACUGAGAUGGGGACUAGCAUCUUACAGUCAAUAAAGAGUCAUAAAAUCCAUGUACGAACUAAAGGAGGCAAAGUGAUCUGUCUGGGAACUCUUCAUGGAAAUGCAGAUAUUCAUGCAGCAGAGAAAAGUAGUGUGAAUAUAGAGAAACUACAGGGGACAUCCAUCAAAAUUUCUACUGAAGAUGGUUUGUUGAAAACCAAAUAUCUUUAUGCAGAAUCUUCAUUUCUGUCUUCAACAGCUGGUGAUAUUCUACUGGGAAGUAUUCAUGGUGACACAACCCUUCAAACUAAAACAGGGAACAUCACAGUAGAGUCAUCGGAUGGGUGUCUAAAAGCUUCUACACGUCGGGGGGAAAUAGAUGUUUAUGUUAAUCAAGUGAGAAAAGUGGAUCUGAAAAGCCAGAAAGGCUCUAUUACAGUCAAGGUACCUGCCUCUCUCAAAGCUUAUUUACAGUUAUCUGGAAGCAAGGUUGAUGUGAGCCCAGAGAUCCAGUUACAGGAAACCCAGUGUGCCCCUAAAGAGGGUCACAUAACUAUUACUGGUCAUAUGAAUCAAAUGAAUGAAAGAGACAAAUGGAUUAAGGCUGACACACAGGAUGGCACAGUGCAUCUUAAAAGCCAAAGCUGGUUCCAAUCCAUCAAGCUGCAGGUUCCCUGAGGAUGUAAUAGGCCAAAGAUAUUCAAAAUCAAGGAACAGUGAAGGAAGAUUACUGUACAGUGAUGGUGAAUGAUACUUAUUAAAAUAUAGUAAACAAUA
This is a messenger RNA of Trachemys scripta elegans, 1603 nucleotides long. It is a transcript of the gene FAM185A, whose product is annotated as family with sequence similarity 185 member A. The coding region runs from base 323 to 1504 and encodes 393 amino acids. Lineage: Eukaryota; Metazoa; Chordata; Testudines; Emydidae. The transcript has 8 exons. The record is from RefSeq and is a predicted model, not a curated record.